Tarenaya hassleriana is the source of this 3616-nucleotide messenger RNA. Its product is annotated as probable LRR receptor-like serine/threonine-protein kinase At1g29720. Gene Ontology annotation, molecular function: protein kinase activity; protein binding; ATP binding. Bases 415 to 3384 code for a protein of 989 amino acids. The record is from RefSeq and is a predicted model, not a curated record. The transcript is spliced from 26 exons. Lineage: Eukaryota; Viridiplantae; Streptophyta; Magnoliopsida; Brassicales; Cleomaceae. Gene Ontology annotation, biological process: protein phosphorylation.
UACAACCAAUUUGAUAACUAUGUUUGAAUUGAAACCCUGAUUAAGCUGAUGCUGCUGGUUCUUGGAUUGUGGCCAUACUUUGCAUUCGAAUAUUUUUUAAAUUUCCUUCAGGGUGAAAUUAGGGUUCUUAGGGAUAGGGAAAUGGUGAGAUUAGGGUUAUUAGGGAAUGGUGAGAUUAGGAUUUCGUAUACUUUCUAAGGGACUCGGCAAAGGAUCGCGCACGUGGUGCGUGAUUGAUGAUGCUCCGGCGGAUGACGGAGAGCCGAUCCUCUGAGCUCGUCAUUGGCUUAGAAUUGCAGGAUCAGGCCGCUGAGGAGGACGAGGACGAGAGGUGAAGAGGAGAGAAGAUGACGGAUUUUUUGUCGGCGGUGACGGAAAAACGCCGGUGGAGCAUCUGUUCUUAUACUUAGCUGCAUGGCAUGUAUAGCUUACGCAGCUCCUGCUCUGCACCCAGAUGAAGUGAAAGCACUCAAGGAUAUAACUUCGACGCUCGGUGUAAAGUACUUGAACCUGAGUGAAGAUCCUUGUCUGGUAAAGACACUCAAGAUAACGGAAGGCGGUUUGGAAGAAGGGCAGAACAGUACGAUCAGAUGCAACUGUCGUUUUGACAAUAACAGCACGUGUAGAAUCACGCACUUUGUGCUCAAGACAUUCAGCCUUCAGGGAAGGCUGCCACCGGACUUUGUGAGGCUCCCAUUUCUUGAAUCGAUCCAACUAUGCCGUAAUUACCUAUCUGGUUCAAUUCCAAUGGAAUGGACGUCUUUGCCAUACCUUACGUCCAUAUCUGUCUGUGCGAAUCGCUUGUCAGGAGAUAUUCCCACAGGUUUGGGGAAGUUUAUCAAUCUCACCGUAUUGGUCCUUGAAGCCAACCAAUUCUCUGGAACUGUUCCUAAAGAAUUUGGGAACUUGGUUAACAUGGAAAGAUUACUGCUUUCUUCGAACCAGCUUGUCGGGAGCCUCCCGGAGACUCUAGGGAGGCUAACAAAGCUGAACGAGUUACGUAUAAGCGACAAUCGCUUGAACGGAUCCAUCCCAGAAUUUAUAGGCAACUUAUUAGAACUUAGAAAAUUAGAACUUCAAGCAAGCGGCCUUACUGGACCUGUUCCAGAUUCCAUUUUUCGGCUACCAAAUUUAAACGAACUGAGGAUCAGUGAUACAGCUUCGGGAUCAGGCCGUGUUCCAGAUAUAACUAGCAAGAGCCUGAAAUUUCUGGUUUUGAGGAACUUGAAUUUGUCUGGACAACUCUCAUUCGAUGUCUGGGAGACCCUAAAUCUCAUGACUCUCGAUGUAUCGUUCAAUAGGCUGACUGGAGAAGUGCCAACGCACGCAAAGGCGCCAAAAUACACGUAUUUGGCUGGAAACAUGUUUUCAGGCAAGGUAGACUCAGGUCCCUUUCUCACUGCCAGUACUAGUUCAAAUGUUGAUCUUUCUUUUAACAACUUCACAUGGUCUCCCGGAUGCAAAGAGAGGAUGAAUGUAAACACAUACCGGAGCUCAAACUCCAGAAACAACUUAGCAAGACUUUUGCCGUGCGCAGCCAUAAACUCUUGUCGAAAUUAUAACAAGUCACUGCAUAUAAACUGUGGCGGAGGAGAUGUGACUAUAAAAAGUUCCCGUGGAAAUAUUAUGUAUCAUGGUGAUAAUUAUGGACAAACCAGUUCGGCGAUGAGUUAUCGUGUAACAAAUUGGGGAUUCUGCAACACCGGUGACUUUAUGGAUGACGCAAUAACUGAAGAUACAUUUAACGUUUCAUCUGAUUCAGUAGUAUCUGCAAAAUAUCCUGAGCUUUAUCAGACAGCGAGACAGUCUCCCCUGAGUUUGGCUUACUAUGCAUUUUGCAUGGAAAACGGAAGCUAUAACGUGAAACUCCAUUUCGCCGAGAUUCAGUUCACGGACCAAGAACCUUAUAGCAGAGUUGCAAAGCGGUUUUUCAAUAUCUACAUCCAGGGAAAAUUGGUUUGGGAGGAUUUUAGUAUAAGAGAUGAGGCUAAUGGGACACACAAAGAAGUAAUAAAGGAAAUGAACACGACUGUGACCGAUAACUCGUUAGAGAUACGAUUGUAUUGGGCGGGGAAAGGCACGACACUAAUCCCUCGGAGAGGGAGUUAUGGCUCUCUGAUAUCUGCAAUCUCAGUUUGUCCUAGUUCGAAACCUCAAUGUGGAGUGGAGAAAGCCAAACAUCAGGUUCAUUAUUCCCUAAUUUUUGGGGGUGUUGGCGCUUUUCUAUGUGUUAUUCUCUUGGCAUUUGGUAUCUAUACUAGAAGAAGAUGCAUUAGACACAAAAACGCAAGCGAAAAAGAUCUUAGAGCCCAAGGUCUUCAAACAGUUUGCUUCACUUGGAGGCAACUACAAGCGGCCACAAGAAAUUUUGAUGGAGCAAACAAACUUGGAGAAGGGGGUUUUGGAUCUGUAUUCAAAGGCGAGCUGGCAGAUGGAACUAUCAUCGCAGUUAAGCAGCUUUCUUCAAAAUCAUGUCAAGGAAACCGUGAAUUUGUCAAUGAAAUUGGCAUGAUCUCGGGUCUUCAUCAUCCAAACCUUGUGAAGCUUUAUGGAUGUUGUGUCGAGAAGGAUCAAUUGUUGCUUGUAUAUGAGUACAUGGAAAAUAAUUCUCUUGCUCAUGCACUAUUUGGUAAAAGGAAGAGUAACCUGAAUCUGCAAUGGGAGACCAGACAAAGGAUUUGCGUUGGGAUAGCAAGAGGAAUAGAGUAUCUCCACGAAGGAUCGAUGAUCAGGAUGGUUCAUCGUGACAUCAAAGCUACGAAUGUGCUGUUAGAUGGCGACCUCAACGCAAAGAUAUCUGACUUUGGAUUGGCUAGGCUCCACAAUGAAGAACAAAGCCAUAUCACCACCAAAAUUGCCGGGACCAUAGGAUAUAUGGCUCCUGAGUAUGCUUUAUGGGGUCAGCUGACAGAGAAAGCCGAUGUUUACAGCUUCGGAGUGGUGGCUCUUGAGAUUGUUAGCGGUGAGAAUAAUAUGAAACACAAGGGAGGGACUGAUCAAACCUCUCUUGUCGAUCGGGUGGUCAUACUGCAACAGAAUGAUAACUUAUUGGAGAUGGUUGAUCCAAAGCUCGAAGGUGGUUUCAACCACGAAGAAGCAGAGAGAAUGAUUAAAGUGGCUCUUUCUUGCACAAACUCAUCUCCUUCUUUGAGGCCGACCAUGUCAGAAGCCGUGAAAAUGCUCGAGGGAGAGAUGGAAAUAAUGGAAAGCAUCUCGGACCCUCGUUUGUACGGAGUCUUCCGGAAGAUGAGAGUUAGCUCAAGCAUGUCAGGAACAGAGAUAUCAUCCUCGGGUCAGGCCACGACAGCUUCGACAUCUGGUUAUGAUUUGUAUCCUUUGACUCCUGAAUCCACGAUCCUGGACAGCAGCGGAACCUCGUCCUAGUCGUCGACGUAAGGUAUAAAAUGUGACAAAGUCAUGUGAAACUUGUAUCGUCAUUAUCAUGCAUAUGUAUACAGACGUAUAUGCGUGUGUAUCUAUUCUUCACACAUUCAAAAAAACAAAAAACCAUACAGCCUCGAUUGUGAAAAUUCGUGGGGCAAGAGAUUCAAGUGUGGGGGUUGUUUUGUAAAAUAUAAGACUUUUGGGGCCAAAUUUAUAAUUUUAUCAAAUCCAA